Molecule: messenger RNA, 1287 nt
Organism: Colletotrichum karsti
Lineage: Eukaryota; Fungi; Ascomycota; Sordariomycetes; Glomerellales; Glomerellaceae
Exons: 1
Coding region: 1-1287 (428 amino acids)
Source: RefSeq, a predicted model, not a curated record
AUGCCUCCCCGUCGUCGCAAUGCUGCGGCCGAGCCCGAGCCUGAACCCGAAGCUCACCAGCCCUCCGACACCGAAUACGAUCGAACGUCUCCCGGCUCCUUCGAAGAAUACGACCCCGUGCCGCAAUUCUUCGGCACCACCUUCACCACCCACCGUGUCUCGCCUCUCUACAUUGGCGCCGGCGCCUUAAAAACCACUCGACUGACUACUUUAUCACAACGACUGCGCGACACGCUGGUGGGGGACGUGGUUAGAGGUGUGCAGGUCGGCCUCGAGGGCAACGAUAGCUCCGUUGGCCGUCUGGGAUCGUUGGAGAAGGUCAGGUUUCGCUGGGUCGGCGUGGAUGCGCUCCUCGGCGGCGCAGAAGACCCGGAGGCAGAUGUUAGCCGUGACCUCCGCAGCGAUUCCGUCGGUGGUGGAAUCUCAAGUACGAAGAGGGCCCUGGUUCUCGAGAUGUCAUACGAGAACGGGUUUUGCAGUGCUGUGCUGCUGCCGUCGUCAACGGAGAAGCGCCCAGAAGCGUCAGACGUGAUACAGCCCACGAAUCUGCUCAACGUCCCCGGAUCGCUGGCAGGCACCACCUCGACAGAUGACGGCCACUUCUUGCACCUACCGCUUCUUCUCCUGCGCAUGCCGACGCCGUUAAAAGUCGUCAUCAUCGAUUUUUUAUCCAGCGUCUUCGAUUGUCGCAUCAGCCCUAUGCGGUUGGGUACGAAAUUUCUCGCCGCGGCGUGGGAGAGAUGGAUCGAAGAUGCAGGCCUUCCUUCUGAGGGCCCGCUGGCAAAAGACCUGGUCUUGACUCUGGGCUUCUACAUACCCCCUGCCGCGUUAGAAGAUGGCGAGAACGACCUGCCGGCUGAAGGGCUGGGGAUCAAAUCUAUCGAAGUCGUCAUUCUGGCCGACGACCUGGAAAGGUUUGCCAAGGAGGGCAGGACACCCGCGAACGACACAACAACGAAGCGGAAAGCGUUUACGCAAGGCUACGAGAAUGACGCGAGGAAGCGGAAGAGGCUCGCAGGUGGCAAGUCAGACGAGGGCUGGGGUUGGAGACAUGACGGAAACCAGCAGGACCAACAGCUAUUCCUCAACGCUGUUGGCACCUACUUGGACAAGCAUCUCGCCCUAAAUCUGUUCCACCCCGGUGUGAGGAUUACCAAGGUCAGCUGCGGAGGCUUUGUGCUCGCCGAAGGACGAUUCAGAUUGCAUACACCUCCUGGUGACGAGGAUGAAGUCUUCGAGCCUGCAAGGAAUCUGGUUGAGAGCCUCGUGGCCAGCGCUGCCAGUUGA